Ostertagia ostertagi is the source of this 540-nucleotide messenger RNA. Lineage: Eukaryota; Metazoa; Nematoda; Chromadorea; Rhabditida; Trichostrongylidae. The record is from the annotation of a GenBank genome assembly.
UACGAUUUGGAAACGACGGAUCAAAUCGAGGCUGAGCUCGGUAACAUCGCUCAUAAAGACUGCGGGCGCUUGCCGGACCACACCUUUGAGGAUUGUAAUGAGACGGAGCGGCAUCCAUGGCUCUAUAAUCGACCGCACAAUUAUGCUGAUUUUGCGGUGGACGAGAACGGUUUGUGGGUGAUCUACAUGCGACCGGAAAGCGACGCUCUGUUUGUGAGCAAAAUUGAACCGGACUUUUACAUCGUGGACACAUGGGAGGUGGCGGAUGUGAAUGCGACACAGCUGGCCGACGCAUUCAUCAUGUGUGGAGUACUGUACGGACUGGAGAAUGCGACCACCAGGGAUUCACGAAUCAGUUUCGCUUACGAUCUGUUCAGAAACGAGACGAUCCCUGGUCAGGUGGCGUGGUAUAAUCCAUAUCAAGGUCUGACGAUGUUACACUACAAUCCGGUCGACAGCCGUUUAUACUUUUUCGACGAUCGACGUUUGCUCAGUGUUAAUGUGCGAAUGGACGAAGAAGAACCGGAUUACGAAGACUAA